This is a messenger RNA of Ictidomys tridecemlineatus (thirteen-lined ground squirrel), 2313 nucleotides long. RefSeq names its product large ribosomal subunit protein eL43. Gene Ontology annotation, cellular component: ribosome; cytosolic large ribosomal subunit. Gene Ontology annotation, molecular function: structural constituent of ribosome; large ribosomal subunit rRNA binding. Gene Ontology annotation, biological process: translation. NCBI's taxonomy places the organism in Eukaryota, Metazoa, Chordata, Mammalia, Rodentia, Sciuridae. The record is from RefSeq and is a predicted model, not a curated record.
UGGGAGGAAGGGUUAUUAGAAGCCCAUUUGUUUUCAUGGGCACAGACCCAGAGAAAAGGGGGUCUGAAAAAUGGAAAUCUUCAUUUUUUAUUCAUAUUAUAACCUAGGCAUCUUCUUCCGUCAUACUUGGUAUGGUCUGAAUGUUUGUAUGUCCUCAAAUGUUGAAAUCUUACCCUGGAAGGUGAAAGUAUUAGGAAGUGGGGCUUUUGGGGAGGUGAUUAGGUUAUGAGGGUAGAGCCCUCAUGAAUGGGAUCAGUAUCCUAGAAAAUUAGGCCCAAGGGAGCUCAUUUCUCCCUUCCACCACAAGUGAGGAUGCAGUGAGGUGGUAUAUCUACAAACCAAGAAGAGGGCCCUUAACCAGUUUCCAAAUCUGUUUAUUCCUUGGCCUUGAACUUCCUGGCCUCCAGAACUGUGAGAAGUAAAUUUGUUAUGUUUAGAAGCUGCCUGGUAUUAGGUAUUUUGUUAUAGUAUCUCAAAUGAACAAAGACAAUAUACUAAAAUUCUUUUAGUUUUUACAAAAUACAGAGAGAGCUAGGUUUUCUUUUCUCAUUAUGACCACAAAAAUUGGUUUGUUAGGAAAACAAAAUUAAGUAGAAAAAGAAACUCCCAAAACAAAAACAAAACUCAUCAUCUCAGAAUUCUAGUCAGUUGGAGCUGGGGUUGUGGCUUAGUGGUCGAGUACUUGCCUAGCACAUGCAAGAUUCUGGGUUCGCUCUUCAGUAUCACAUAAAAAUAAAUAAAUAAAAUAAAGAGAUCGUCCUUUCCCGGCUCAGGCCUUAGUCAUGCGACAUGGCUAAACGCAUCAAGAAAGUCAGAAUCGUGGGUAAAUAUGGGACCCAUUAUGGUGCCUCUCUCCAGAAAAUGGUGAGGAAAAUUGAAAUCAGCCAGCACACCAAGUACACUUGUUCAUUCUGUAGCAAAACCAAGAUGAAGAGACAGGCUGUGGGGAUCGGGCACUGUGGUUUCUGCAUGAAAACAGUGGUUGGUGGUGCCUGCACCUACAACACCACAUCUGCCAUCAAGGUCAGGUCUGCAAUCAGAAGGCUGAAGGAAUUGAAAGACCAGUAGAAAGUUCUAAUAUAUAACAAAAUUGUGGUUUGUUGUUAAUUGUAUUAACUGGAUAUUCUGAUGUGAAUUGCAUUAAUAUUACCCUUUUAAAAGAUAUUUGUAAACUGAAGCCCUUCUAAUUUGAAUUGGAAAAUUUUGCUGAGAUGGGUUAUUGUAAUUCAGAGGGUUUUUUUUUCCCCCAGUAGUUAGAUGAUAAUGGCAUGAAACUCAGUCUUAGGUAUUAUGCUUACCUUUUUUUUUUUUAAAGAAAAAAACCAAUGUUCAACUUCUUAGUUGAGCAUAUUGUGCAAAAUUUGUUUUAAAGGUAAAAUAUGCUAAAAUACACAAAGGAUAUACAUAAAACAAAGAUUGUGUCCAACUACAACUAAAAAAUAAAAUAUUGAAAAAUAAAUUAAAAAAGAAUUCUAGUCAAUUAAAAGCAUAUAUUCUAAUAAGCAUUCCACCUUUAGAAGUGGACAAAGCAGGCUUAAAUUACAUGCACUUAUAAAUGUUCUUGAUGUUUUUGGAACUACCAUUUAUCAAUUUGUUAUUUUGGUAUUACCUUUAAGAAGUCAUCAAAAUUUCAAAAAAUACUGUGUUACAUUAAGAUUAUGGUAUGCUGGACUCAGAGGCACACACCUGUAAUCCCAGUGGCUUGGGAGGCUGAGGCAGGAGGGUCGUGAGUUCAAAGCCAGCCUCAGCAUAAGUGAGGUGUUAAGCAACUCAGUGAGAACCCUAUCUCUAAAUGAAAUACAAAAUAGAGGUGGGGAUGUGGCUCAGUGGUCAAGUGCCCCUGAGUUCAAUCCCCUGUACCACCACCCCCCCCAAAAAAGAUUAUGGUACAGUUCUCAGAAAAGGUCCAUUUACAUAAGUAGUUAAGGGAAAUAAAUCCUAAUGAAUUCAUAUCUCAUUUUAGUUAUUUUAAAAUACAUGAAACUCAGUGUUCAUUUUUCAAAAAUAGUUUGUGCAUAACUUCUUAAUUUAAUAAGAUCUUGAAUGCUUGCUUUUAUUAAGUCAUUUUUUACUAAAUAUACCUUUUUUCUCACUUUCUGAUCUGUUAAUUCUAUUUUUAUAUUAUUUUUAUUUUAACUUUUUAUUUCUCAAAGAAUCAUUGUUUUGAGGAGUCAUCUUAGGGCUAGGGUUGUGGUUCAGAUAUUUUGCUUUUGGAUUAUGUAACAGCAUGAAUAAUUUUGUCAUGUAUUGGGGUUUGGAUUGCUGUGUGAAGAUCUGUGUAAUUCAACACAAUAAAAAAAGAAUCCCCACCUC